Messenger RNA from Drosophila ficusphila, 2389 nucleotides. It is a transcript of the gene Tace, whose product is annotated as ADAM 17-like protease. Gene Ontology annotation, molecular function: metalloendopeptidase activity. Lineage: Eukaryota; Metazoa; Arthropoda; Insecta; Diptera; Drosophilidae. The coding region runs from base 49 to 2247 and encodes 732 amino acids. The transcript has 10 exons. Gene Ontology annotation, biological process: membrane protein ectodomain proteolysis; Notch signaling pathway. The record is from RefSeq and is a predicted model, not a curated record. Gene Ontology annotation, cellular component: plasma membrane.
UACACUGCAAACGGUAAAAAUCAAUAAUGUAAAAAUAGCGGGCGAAAAAUGUUUACAAAAUGCAAUAGUUGCUGUGGCCUCGUUAUAAUCUCAAUUUUUUUCGCCUGCCUUUUAGUCGAAAACUGCGUGGCUCUGAAAAAGACACUGCGGCACUAUGAGAUAUUUCACAAGGACGAUGUGGUGCACAAGGUGGUCAAACGGGGUGCCAAGCACAGCACAAAUCCUUUUAACGUCAUAAAAGAGGUGGAGUUCACAACUUUAGGCAAGAAUUUUCGGUUGAUCCUGCACCCACAUCGGGAUGUCCUGCACAGUAAAUUUAGGGCCUAUGCUGUGGACGCGGAUGGCAAUGAAACGGUGGUGCAUAUGGAUCACGAUAGUUUCUAUUCGGGCCGGGUGUUUGGUGAGCUUGAGUCCUCAGUGCGGGCUCACAUCGAAGAUGGCACUAUGACCAUGUCCAUCCAUUUGCCGGAGGAAACCUACCACAUUGAGCCCUCCUGGAGACAUCUGCCGGAAGCCAAAAAGGACACUAUGGUUGCCUACAAGGCCUCGGAUGUUAAGGUGCACAAAAAUGAAGCAGGCGCAAUUCCUAAAACCUGUGGUUAUAUCAAAGAGGGUCUAGAACUGGAGGACAAGGAACAAGGCGACACCUCAGAUAAUGAAAUACACACAAGGGAAAAGCGGCAAUCUGAUCAGUAUGAGUAUACUCCCACCAAAACUCGAUGUCCUCUGCUUCUGGUGGCCGAUUAUCGAUUCUUUCAGGAAAUGGGUGGGGGCAAUACCAAGACCACCAUUAACUAUUUGAUAAGCCUAAUUGAUCGAGUGCACAAGAUUUACAACGACACGGUUUGGCAGGAUCGGUCAGAUCAGGAGGGAUUUAAGGGUAUGGGCUUCGUCAUUAAGAAAAUAGUAGUACACUCGGAACCAACGAGAUUAAGAGGAGGCGAGGCCCACUACAACAUGAUACGCGAAAAGUGGGAUGUGCGAAAUCUUCUGGAGGUCUUCUCCCGAGAAUACAGCCACAAAGACUUUUGUCUAGCUCAUCUGUUUACUGAUCUAAAAUUCGAGGGUGGCAUUUUGGGCUUGGCCUACGUCGGCUCUCCGCGUCGCAACUCCGUGGGCGGUAUUUGCACACCAGAAUACUUCAAAAACGGUUACACUCUGUAUUUAAACUCGGGGCUGAGUAGCUCCCGUAAUCACUAUGGUCAACGGGUCAUCACCAGGGAGGCAGAUCUGGUCACGGCCCACGAGUUCGGUCACAACUGGGGAUCCGAGCACGAUCCUGAUAUUCCGGAGUGCUCACCCAGUGCUUCACAAGGAGGCAGUUUUCUUAUGUAUACGUACUCCGUCAGUGGCUACGAUGUGAACAAUAAGAAAUUCUCUCCCUGCUCACUGCGUUCGAUCCGCAAAGUGCUGCAAGCCAAGUCGGGCAGAUGUUUUUCAGAGCCGGAAGAGUCCUUUUGCGGCAAUCUUCGAGUCGAAGGAGAUGAGCAAUGUGAUGCUGGUCUAUUGGGCACCGAGGAUAACGACUCUUGUUGCGACAAGAACUGCAAGCUGCGCCGCAACCAAGGAGCCAUGUGCAGCGACAAGAACUCGCCGUGUUGCCAAAAUUGCCAAUUUAUGGCCUCCGGGAUGAAAUGCAGAGAGGCUCAGUACGCAACCUGCGAGCAGGAGGCUCGCUGCACAGGUGCUCAUGCCGAGUGCCCGAAAUCGCCAGCUAUGCAGGAUGGAACCACCUGUCAGGAGCGCGGUCAGUGCAGAAAUGGCAAGUGCGUGCCCUAUUGCGAGACUCAGGGUCUUCAGAGCUGCAUGUGUGAUAUCAUCGCGGAUGCCUGCAAACGAUGCUGUCGCAUGAGCAUCAAUGAGACAUGCUUUCCGGUGGAGCCACCAGAUGUUUUGCCCGAUGGAACCCCCUGCAUUACAGGCUUCUGCAAUAAGGGUGUCUGCGAGAAAACCAUACAGGAUGUUGUAGAGCGCUUUUGGGACAUUAUAGAGGAAAUAAAUGUUGCAAAAACUCUACGAUUUCUCAAGGACAACAUUGUCAUGGCCGUUGUCCUCGUCACUGCAGUCUUUUGGAUACCUAUCAGUUGUGUUAUUUCCUAUUUCGACCGUAAAAAACUACGCCACGAGAUGAAGCUAAUCGAAUGGAGCCAGAAGCUGGACCUUAUACAUCCCAGUGAUGAAAGACGUCGAGUGAUUCACAUACGCGUACCGCGCCAAAAGAUAUCGGUGGCACGAGCAUGCAACUAGCACAAAAAGCCCUUUGGGUUACUUUUUUGUUAAUCUUCCGUGAGCAUUCUUCUUAAAACUGCCACAAAUCAUUUGUAUUAAGUACCAUAUUUGAAAACACACAACACAUAAAUGAAUAAAAUUCCAUAUACUAUAGACCAAA